GCGUAACAUGAUCCUGAACAUAGAACUAAUGGGGAAGACAAAACAUGGAUGUGACUUUUCUUGUCAGGAAACUUUGUAGCAUAACCAGAAUGUUAACUUUCACAUGAUGGGUAGUAGAAUAACAUAACAUAACAUAACAUAACAUUAAUUGACAUGAAUUUCAAUUCAAUUAUCAAUGACCAAUCAUGCUCGAGUCUCAAAACACAUAUGGUGGAACUUUUGUAAAAUAAGAUUUUCACUUACACAUACUUCUAUCAAUUUUUCGAUAUACCCUUCAGCACUUUUUUCCUUUCAUCAUUAUUUGUUUCUUUUUUGAAUUUUCUCUUUCCUCUUUUGAAUAAUCACAAUGUUGUGUGUGGGUAGCUCUCUAUUUACUAGAGCAUUACACGCUCGUAGGGAUGAUAAAAGUAUCCACAACCACAAAUAUUCGUUAAGCGAGAGUUUCACAACAAGGGUUCCAGCUCUUGGUUUUAAGGUUUUGUCCCCGUGUCUGUUGGAAAAUUAGAUGGAAAUAAUUGGUUAAUAAUUGUACAGGUGAGUCUGUUCAUGAACCAAGCCAACCUUCCAUUUAAUUUGAAUUAGCCAACUUCAUUUUGUCUCCACGUGGUUAAUUAAAUGAGUGGAAUUUGAAUGAACAAAAAGACAUGUACCCUAUCUCCCAAUAAAGCGUGUCCCUCUGAGUGAAUGGUUGCUUCCUAAGCAAUGCGACCCUUCAUAAAAUGGUCGUUGCCAUGGAUAAAAGCACGUUUAAAUGAAACGAUUCAUGGUUUGGAUGAAGCAAUAUAUUGCUUCAUUAUCUAUAAAUAGAAGGACUCGGCUGAAGCAAGGGGAUAGAAAAAAAGGGACAGAAACAUAUACAUUCUUCUUCUUCCAUCAAAAGUUUCUAAGUGUGCUUUAGUUUCUUAAGCCUAGAUUCUAAACUGGUGGUAGUUUUAUUUCACGAAGAAAUUUCCUGUAACCCUAUGCUUUCGGAGGGUGGAAAUAUUUUUUUACGGAAAGUGAACGUAGUUCACGACUCCAUCAUAAUCCUAGUCACCCGGUCUCGGGCUUUCAUACAAACACCCUCGUCCCUCUUUUCUUCAACAAUCGUAAAUAAUAUUUUUCUUGUACGAUGGCUCGUACUGCUCCUUAUAAGGAACCUUCUCUCCAUGGAAAAAUUGAGAAAUUCGAUGGGGAACAUUUCCGUCGAUGGCAGAAGAAGAUGCGUUUUCUUCUUACUACUCUCAAGGUGGGGUAUGUGAAUAGUACCACAUGUCCGGAAGGUAACUUGGAGGAGGAAGGGGUCGACAAUGAGGAAUUGAAGAAGCGACUUCGUAAAAUGAAGAAGUGGAAGAAUGACAACUACCUUUGUGUAGGAUACAUACUCAAUGGUUUGUCGGACUCUCUAUUCGACAUUUAAGAAAUGUACGCCAAUGCCUCGGAGCUUUGGGAUGCAUUAGAGGCAAAGUAUUUGGCCGAUGAUGCAUCGACCAAGAAGUUUCUUGUAAGUAAUUUCAACACUUACAAGAUGAGCGAUUCUCGCCCAUUGAUGGAGCGAUAUAAUGAAUUGUUUCGAAUCUAUGGUCAGUUUACUCAAUACAAUGUGAACAUGGAUGAGGCGAUCGCUGUGUCGAGCAUAAUCGACAAACUACCACCUUCUUGGAAGGACUUCAAGCAUAUGCUUAAACACAAGAAGGAAGAGUUGGAUUUAACCCAACUCGGUACCCACUUGCGCGUAGAGGAAAACCUCAGGGUGCAAGAGGGUGUGAAGCCAAAGGAAUCUUCAUCGGUUCACAUGAUGGAGAUUGGAGAGUCUUCUUCCCAGAAGAAGGGAAAGAAACGUUCUCGCGAUAAGGGCUACAACUCAUCCAAGGCCGACAAAAACUAGAAAGCUAAGCCUACUUGUUGGAAGUGCGGGAAAUCAGAGCAUUUCAAGCGUGAUUGCCACAUGGAAAAAUCAAAGAAUAGUGGCAAUCGUCAUGUUGGGAAAGGAUCUAACGAUCAAGGCCCACAAGGUUCCAUUUCCACUUUUGAUUUUGAAUUUGAUCGAAAUUCGGGUAUGAGUUAUGUUUCACUAAUUAAUGAAGCUUAUUUUGUACAGGAUGAUGAUGUUGCUUGGUGGGUGGACUCUGGAGCUAACAUACAUGUAAGCAAGGAUCACAAAUGGUUCAAAACUUACAAACCAGUGGAAGACGGUUCUGUUCUCCACAUGGGCAAUGAGUCAAAUGCUCCAGUCGAAGGACGUGGCACCGUAGAGUUGGAAUUUACUUCUGGAAAGACUCUUGUACUUAGGGAUGUGUUACAUGUACCUAAGAUUAGGAAAAUUUUGGUUUCUGGAAGUGUACUAAAUAAACUUGGAUAUCGUCAAGUUUAUGACUCUGAUAGAUAUGUAUUAUCUAAAUCCGGAGUGUUUGUCGGAUUUGAUUAUUAUAAUAAUGGUAUGUUUAUGUUAAAUAUUAUUAAUAAAAUUAAUAAUAUUGUUUCCGCUUACAUGACUACCCUUAUUGAUUCGUCUUUAUGGCAUGCACAAUUGGGGCAUGUGAAUUAUAAGCGAAUGAUGACUAUGUCUAAAGAAGGAUAUCUUCCUUCUUUUGAUGCUCAACAAGAUAAAUGUAAAACUUGUAUGUUGACAAAAAUCACUAGAGAGCCGUUUAAGAACGUGCAAAGGGAGUCCAAGGUGCUUGGACAUGUACAUAGUGAUCUAUGUGAUUUACAUGGCACUCCUACCUUAGGGGGGAAGAAAUAUGUUAUCACCUUUAUUGAUGAAUAUUCGAGGUUUUGCUAUGUGUACUCGUUGCAAACUAAGGAUGAAGCCCUUAGUCGCUUAGGUAUAUAUAAAACUGGAUUGGAGUUACAACAAGAAGCAAAGAUCAAAACUUUGCGCAUGGAUCGAGGUGGUGAAUACUAUAAUCCGGCUUACUUCCAAAGUACGGGGAUCAUACAUGAGACCUCUGCACCAUUUACCCCUCAACAAAAUGGGAUAGCGGAGAGGAAAAAUCGCUCUCUAAAGGAUGUAACACUCUACCCUAUACAUUUUGUCUAAUCAUAUUGUUCAUACAAUUGCAGCGGAAUUAAUCUCGGGUGUUAAAUUAAUUAUCAAAAUUUACCCAAAUAAAAUUUCGACAUGAAUUAAUCACAGUCGCGUAA
Messenger RNA from Linum trigynum, 3126 nucleotides. Lineage: Eukaryota; Viridiplantae; Streptophyta; Magnoliopsida; Malpighiales; Linaceae. The record is from the annotation of a GenBank genome assembly.